Messenger RNA from Erigeron canadensis, 1734 nucleotides. Its product is annotated as COP9 signalosome complex subunit 2. Gene Ontology annotation, cellular component: COP9 signalosome. The transcript is spliced from 12 exons. The coding region runs from base 106 to 1425 and encodes 439 amino acids. Gene Ontology annotation, biological process: protein deneddylation. The record is from RefSeq and is a predicted model, not a curated record. Lineage: Eukaryota; Viridiplantae; Streptophyta; Magnoliopsida; Asterales; Asteraceae.
UUUUUUUUUGUACAAGUCUUUCAAUUUCAAAAUAAAACCCUAGAAUAAAAACACUCUCUCGCACACACUGAUCGCUCUUUCACUCGCUCCGUCCUUCAAUCAAUCAUGGGUUCCGACGCAGAUAUGGAAGAUUAUGGAUUUGAGUAUUCUGAGGAAGAACCUGAAGAGCAAGAUGUUGAUAUUGAAAAUCAGUAUUAUAAUUCUAAAGGUUUGGUCGAGACUGAUCCAGAGGGAGCACUUACUGGUUUUGCUGAAGUAGUUCAAAUGGAACCAGAGAAAGCAGAAUGGGGAUUUAAAGCUCUUAAACAGACGGUGAAGCUUUACUACCGUCUAGGGAGGUACAAAGAGAUGACGGAUGCUUAUAGGGAAAUGUUAACAUACAUCAAGUCUGCAGUGACUCGAAAUUAUAGUGAAAAGUGUAUAAACAAUAUCAUGGAUUUUGUGUCGGGAUCUGCUAGUCAAAACUUCAGUCUUCUACAGGACUUCUAUGAAACCACCUUGAAAGCACUUGAAGAAGCAAAAAAUGAGAGAUUGUGGUUCAAGACAAAUCUUAAGCUUUGCAAGAUCUGGUUUGACAUGGGCGAGUAUGGAAGAAUGAAUAAGAUUUUGAAGGAACUUCACAAAUCUUGUCAAAAAGCUGACGGAACUGACGAUCAAAAGAAAGGUACUCAGCUAUUGGAAGUGUACGCAAUUGAAAUUCAGAUGUACACAGAGACAAAGAACAACAAAAAACUUAAGCAACUGUACCAAAAAGCACUUACUAUAAAAUCAGCAAUUCCUCACCCAAGGAUCAUGGGUAUAAUACAUGAGUGUGGUGGAAAAAUGCAUAUGGCAGAGCGUCAAUGGGCAGAAGCAGCUACCGACUUCUUUGAAGCUUUUAAAAAUUAUGAUGAAGCUGGAAACCAACGAAGAAUCCAGUGCCUCAAAUACUUGGUACUUGCCAACAUGCUUAUGCAAUCUGAGGUCAACCCUUUUGAUGGGCAAGAGGCAAAACCAUACAAAAAUGAUCCAGAAAUCUUGGCAAUGACAAACUUGAUUGCAGCAUAUCAACGCAAUGACAUCUUGGAAUUUGAAAAGAUCCUCAAGAGUAACAGAAGAACCAUCAUGGAUGAUCCCUUCAUCAGAAAUUAUAUUGAAGAUCUUCUGAAAAACAUCAGAACUCAAGUGUUGCUUAAGCUGAUCAAGCCAUACACGAGAAUCAGGAUCCCUUUCAUAUCAAAGGAGCUUAAUGUGCCAGAGGCUGAUGUGGAACAGCUGUUAGUGUCGUUGAUAUUGGACAAUCGAGUUCAAGGUCAUAUCGAUCAAGUUAACAGGCUAUUGGAGUGUGGUGACAGGUCAAAAGGAACGAAGAAAUACACUGCUGUGGAGAAAUGGAACACACAACUUAGGUCACUCUAUCAAAGUAUUAGCAACAGAGUUGGUUGAGAAGCCUGAAUAUAACUUCGGAGGAGAUUUUGUUAUUUCCCUUUGGCAUAUUUUGUUCAUCAUGUCAAAAUUGGUAAAGCUGAUAUCUGAACAUACCAGAAUUGAUGGGGGUAUUAUGGGGAACAUUGGUUGGAUUUGUCUAAAUGGUUUUGCAAUGUCGGUAUGUUUAUAUGGCGAAAAUGCUAAUGAGAAUUCCUCAGCUUAGAAUGUUAUUCUCAUUUGCCUGUGUGCGUUGUGCCUAGUAAAUUGAACUCUGGGUGUAUGACACCAAUGAAAUCAUAGAGUAAUGGUAUAUCUUCUUCUACUUCA